This is a messenger RNA of Cetraspora pellucida, 617 nucleotides long. The record is from the annotation of a GenBank genome assembly. NCBI's taxonomy places the organism in Eukaryota, Fungi, Glomeromycota, Glomeromycetes, Diversisporales, Gigasporaceae.
AACAAGCUGAUAAAAUAUCUAUUCCAAAUUUAGAACAUAUUAAUAAUAUAUAUAACAAGUACUUUUUAAAACGAUCUAAUGAUGCUAGUCCACAUUUUUAUCUACAAGCUAUUGAUGGAAAUCCUGAAGAUAAACAUGUUGGAAAAAAAAGGCUUGGAACAUAUUUUUGUUACAUCGUAAUUGCAUCUGAAAUUGAUAUAUCUAAUCAUAGAAUAACAAAUCAAAGUGGAUGUUUUCAACAAUAUAAAAGACCUAAAAAUAAUAUUCAAAUAAAUAAACUUGAAGAUCUUUCUAGAAUGAUUAUGCUAGAUGCAAAUUAUAAUAAUUCACAAGAUCAAGUUAAUCCAUUACUUACUAAAAAAGCAAUACUUACAACAUCUACUGCUACUACUAUGCAAGCAACUAGUGCAAUACCAACUUUUCAUACUGCUAAAAAAAUAUUGCAAGAUUCUCAACUUAAUAAUAUCGAAAGUGUUACUUUAUCUACUGAAUCUUCAUAUGAAUCAUUUAAAAAAUUUAAUAAAUUAUUUCAAGGAACUAUCUAUAAUAAUUCUAAUGUUACAUAUUAUAUUCACCACUAUCAUUAUUACAAUACAUCACCUUCUCAAUAUAUUUAA